Molecule: messenger RNA, 1326 nt
Organism: Microthlaspi erraticum
Lineage: Eukaryota; Viridiplantae; Streptophyta; Magnoliopsida; Brassicales; Brassicaceae
Source: the annotation of a GenBank genome assembly
AUGCGAACUCGAUCGAGUCGGUCUACAGAGGACUUGGUCGAGCUAGACUUUACAACGGGUAGAAAGAGGGUUCAGAGGUCACAGAGGGUACAAGAGGAACCUGAGGUGCUUGUUGCUGAUACAAUGGAUGUACCAGAGGGGAAUGGAAACCCUUUGGGCAAUGGACUCGGUCGAGCUAGGCAAACUCGACCGAUUGGUCUAGGAGAUGCUCCAAACCGCCAUCAACAGAGACAAGGGAUUGUUCCACCACCAGUGCAGAACCACAACUUUGAGAUCAAGCUGGGAAUGAUCAACCUUGUUCAGAACAAGAUGUUCCAUGGAUUGCCAAGUGAAGACCCCAUUGACCACCUUGAUGAGUUUGAUAGGCUUUGCGAUUUGACAAAGAUCAAUGGUGUCUCUGAAGAUGCCAUCAAGCUGAGACUCUUUCCUAUGUCUCUAGCUGACAAAGCUCACCAAUGGGAGAAGAGCUUGCCCCAUGGCACAAUCACCACUUGGGAUGAAUGCAAGAAGGCCUUUCUUGCUAAGUUUUUCUCCACCGGUCGCACAGCCAAGCUUAGGAGCGAGAUAUCGAGCUUCAUCCAGCGAAACAAUGAGACAUUCGCUGAGGCUUGGGAGAGGUUCAAAGCUACACAAGUCAGUGCCCACACCAUGGAUUCAACAAUGAAUCACUACUCUCCACUCUUUAUAGAGGAUGCUUGCCUAGGUAUAGGGAGAUGCUGGACACAGCAGCAAUGGGAACUUCCUCAACCAGAUGUAGAUGAUGGCUGGCAACUUGUGGAGAACAUGCUAACUCCAAUGGAAGCUAUGGAGAAGAGUAUGAUCGCACCAAUCGGAGCUCGACCCACCACUCGAUCGAGUGAUGAGAAGUUGAGAAAAGAUGUUAAGGCAUUGAAUGAGAAGUUGGAUAAGCUGAUCUUAGCUCAGUCCACUAUGAAGAAAGUCAACUUUGGGAGGAUACACAAUUUGCUGAGGACCAGGUCUAUCCUCAACAACAGCAGCUCGAUCGAGUCAAGCCCCACAACAUGGGUCUUUUGGAGCAUUCUGGAGCAUAUGGGACAUAAGGAGCAUGGAGGGACUUGGCACAUGGAAGCAGCUCAACUGGAUACGCAAAGGAAGAAGGGAGAAGCCAUCUUGAAGACCAGCUCGACCGUCUACUCGACCAACCGGUCGAGUUCCUCAACUCGACCGGCCAAGCUUCAACUCGAUCGAGCUGGAGUCAAAGUCAAACCCGAAAAAUGUUGCUUCCCCCUUGACUUUCCUUUGACCCUAAACCUAAUCCUCUUGUAUUUAAAGGCUCUAAGCCACGAAAAAACCACCAAGCUUUAG